This is a messenger RNA of Pseudo-nitzschia multistriata, 1199 nucleotides long. The record is from the annotation of a GenBank genome assembly. Lineage: Eukaryota; Bacillariophyta; Bacillariophyceae; Bacillariales; Bacillariaceae.
CGGAAAAACAGAUUUAUCACGACCGAACUUUUGUAGGAACAGGAAAUCAAAGGAUCAAUCAACCAUGGGUCUUUUUCGGAAGAAGAACCGCGGAGCGGAUGCUGACUUCGAUAUUGACUUUGACGACUACGACAAUUCAAGCAUUCCGAGGGAAGUCAACACGAAGGGUGCUCGUCACUCUCGCUCGCGCUCCCUUGGAAAAAUCUUUGGUGGAUCUUCCUCGAAGAAGACCGACAAGAAGGGCAAGAGGAAGAGCGGAAAGGGCAACAACAACAGCGGCAGCAUGGAAAAGAUCAACUAUUCCUCGUCCACAUCGACCUCGAGCAACAGGGAUGCCCGGGACGAUCGCCCCCAAACGUUCCGCGCUAGCACCAGCAAGGCCAAAUCCGAGACCAAGUCCCGACGUCACAACGAAGACUACGGUCAGGUGAACAGCCUCUGCAGUAUCCCUCCCACGGCCGCCGACGCUGCCUUUCAUGGUCCUCCACGCUUUGACUGGAUCGAUAUCGUGAGUUUUCUAUCCUCUCUUUUGUCUGUUGUUUCCAGCAUUGGUCGGAAAACCUUUGCGUUCGUUUAGCGUGGCGCGUCUUUCCCGGCUUUUGAGUUGUCUCAUUCUUUCUUUGGGUUGCCUUUUGACUAUGUUCUUCCGAUCUGCAGGAAUUCAACGCGGCCACGAUGAUCCAGGCAGUCUUUCGUCGGUACUUGGUCUUGCAGUCUAUGGAACGCGAGGGCGUAACGACCUCGUACAUCCGAAACCGAAAGCGCCAGCGCAAAGCCAGCACCAAGAUGUCCUACUUCCAGACAUCCACGGUCGACGAGACUGCUCCCGACCUUGGUUUUGGCUGCUGCGCCAUGGGGUUUGACCUCUGCGGGAACGACUACGAUGCUGCAGAUCUGGCCGCCUAUCGAACCUUUCAGCGAAGACAGUACGAGGAAAGGAAGAAGGCGCAGAAGGAUCGCGAAGAAUUCCUCAGCCGAUCCUACAUGGAGCAGAAAGGAAUCGAUACCUCCAUCAUGCUGCGUGGUCAAAGUUUGAUCGAUGCGUAGAUUUUAGAGGCUGGGACGAUGGAAGCGACGACGACGAAUGUGUGUAUCGUUGUUGUUUGUGUUUUGCAAUCUCGCUGCGAUGGGGCCGACGAGGGUGGUGAUUGUCGUGCUUCACCAUUGCCCUUGUUGCAUGGAAGUAUGUAGCAAGACCA